UGACAAAAUCGAAUCAAAACAAUUAUGUAGUUUCUGGCGGGAAAUUAGUUUUGCUCUCCCGAGCAUCAGUGGAAAAUUUCUUGACUUUCGAGAUCGAUUAAAUGUUAUCAAAGUUGUUAUCCGUUCAAAAACAUUGAGUUCAUGUUAUAAAGUAGAAAUCUGGCAAUGGAAGAAGCUUUGUACCCUAGCUCUCGAAACAGUUUGGCGACUGUUUCGCCGCUGGAUUAUAAUUCAGACUCGGAGUUAAAUGCACAUGACACUCUCCGAAUGGAAGAAUCCGAGGACGAGGAAGAAUCGAAGGCUAGUGAGAAAGAACCCGAAUCAGUGGUAGAAGUAGAAGGGACGAACUCAUGUAAUUCGAAUGAAACGAAUUCCCAUGAGCCUAGAAUGGUCGACAGCAAAUCGGAUGAAGAUACUAAACCAGAAACUACGAAAGAUGCUAUUGUGAAAGAACCUGAAAAACAUCUCUCUAUUGAUAUUGCAGUAGAAGUAGAAGGGACAAAUUCAUUAAACUUUAAUGAAAAGAAUCCUCAAGUAUCCAGAAUAAUCGACAGCGAAUCGGACGAAGAUGCGCCUACAACUAGACGAAUAAUAAAAUUGAAAAAAUCCAAACUUAUUGAUAGUGAUUCUGAUGAGAAAGAUACCACUGAAAUCAACCAACCAGUGUCUGAUUUCGAGAAAAACUCAUUGGCGAAUGUAAACCUAGAAAUCGAUGAAACUGGUGCAAUGAUUAAUCAGUCGAUGAGCAGACUCAAAUCGUUGAUAGAUUCGGAAUCGAGCAGUCCGGAAGAAGCUAAGCAACAGAAUGUGUCACCCAUUAAAGGAAAAUCGCGGAAAAAGAAACUAAAAUCGAAAAAACAUCGGGAUGCAUGCAGAAAACCUAAGAACUCAAAUGAUUUGUUGGCUAGCCUUAACCUUGACUUUAGCGACGAUGAAGAUACUGCAAAGCCUAGAUCAGGUUCGAACAGCAGCGACGAUAGUGAUUCGCUUAGCGAUAGUAAAGAAGAUGUCUCGCGGAGAAAAAAUAACCAAUCUCCUCAGAAUAAACCCCAACGGAUGUCAGCUAAAACAGCUAUGGAGCAAAUGAGAGUAAUUCAAAGCGAAUCGCAGCGCAUGGCUCGGGAAACAAUCGUGUCCGUUCCGUACCAUCGUCCGAAGCAACAUACAUUACAAGAGUUUUUAAGUAGACGCACCAUACAGAGGUCUAUACACGCUGGCAAUACCAACAAUACAAAACAUAAAACAACGGCUGCCGCUAUUAGAAUGACUCGUGAAGAAUUAGAAGUCUUCGCAAAACAGCUUGAAGAACGUGAAAAGGAAGCUAUCGAGUUUUACAAGAGUGAAACUCCUGAAGAAGCUGAAAACAUAAUUGAAGGCAACAUGGAAAUGCUUCCCAAUCCAGUUCCGGUAGAAGAGACUACGAAUGAACUUGCUACCGCAGAUCAGAAGAAUCCUGCCAGUUUGUCAGUACGUACGGAUUCUGAACAUACCCCCAAUUCUGCUAUCAAUUUAGAUACAGAACCAAUCGGUACUCUUCGUGUCAGCGAUACUGAGGAUGAUGAAGUUGAUGCAUUAGUUAACAAAACGUGUGAGAACGCUGAGAAAAUGCUGGCAUCCCAAAUAGACUCGAAAAUACCCGAAGCGGGGAACGAUUCAAAACAAACGAUUGAUUAUGAAAUUUUCUCCGAUCAGAAUCAAUCAAAAUUAGCACAGCGAAAGGCUGAACUACUGGCAGCAGAUACCAGCAUACCACUAUUCCCCACGCUACGUGGUGAUGCGGGCAUGGAAAUCGACCUAGAAUCGGGCGAUCUUCUUCCAAAAACUCCAACCGGAGUCAGUAUCCUGUUCGAGCGUUUCGCUAAAUGUGCUGGCGGUAAAAAAGCAAGCAAAGCAACGUCCACUGUAAAUAUUCUCAGCACUGACAAUGGGGCGCUGAAAAUGGAUUUCAUUUCAAUGCCAAUCAACUUGGACGAUCGGGACCCAAAUGGAAAGGAGCCAGUACCGGGUGCUGCCUUUCUUAAGUUGAAGCAAACUCUGCGUGAGAAGAUUGUACAAAUACGAAGAGAAACAAUGCUCAAGCGACAAGAAGAAAUGCAGAAAUGUAAAAAAUUGGAUGAGGACGAUGAAGCAGACGAUGAGGAAAAGGCGUUUGAGGAUCCAGAUGAAAGCGAGUUGGAAGGUGAAGAAGAUGAGGAAACAACAGAAAUUGCUGCUGAUGAAGAGGAUCCCAAUGAUGAAGAAAGGUUGAUGAAUUCCCUCAUAGAUGAAGAAGCGGAGGACAAUGAUAACGAUGUCGAUGGAGAAAUAGAAGACGCACGGGAGGAUGACGAGUCUAGUGAAAGUAGCAGUAGCAGCGAAGAUGAAACAGCAACGGAAACUACGACUGUGGAUGAAAAAAAAAAGUCAAGAAUUCUAGUGGCCUUCGAGGAUUCGGAAGAUGAAGAUGUGAAAGAUUCCAAUCAGGCAUCCGAGAUGACAGAAUUGAACAAAAUUGAUACCGAGGAACUGUUCUCUGCGUUAGAAGAUUCGGAUAAAUUCACCGCCUCCGACCGAAAGAACCUAGAAUCUGGUGGCACUAUGGCUCUGCUCUGGAAAGACACCGAUGAUCCAGGGUCGGUGUCUCAAACAGAUGACGAUUUGGCAGCGCUCUGUUCAGGUCGAUUUGGCGAAACGCAAGCCCCGACGGUCAACGCUACUCAGGAUACCCGAUCUCUGAUUAACUCGCUGCCAGCCUUCGAUAAUGGUACACAAUCUGAGCAAUUUGAAGAGAAUAAAUUAAUGGGAGAUUCACUUUUCACGCAACGAAGUGAACAAGUGGUAGAUGAGAGUGAACUCGAAGCUCUUUGUUCGGGAACCUUUACCACGCAGGAUCAGCCUGUCAAUUUAAAGCAGCAUCCGCAAGAACCGCAAAGUGAGCUAGUUUCGAAUGUUAUCACCAAGGGAAAACUUGUGAUAGCAUCGUCUGAUGAAGAACAAACCAUCAAUGACUCACCGAAAACAACAAAACGCAAACGAAAGCACAGGAAUAAUAUCUCCGACGACGACAACGAUGAAACAUCUAAAAAAGAAAUGUUAGAAAAAGAGGAAGACGAAGAAGAAGUGGUAGAAGAGGAAGACGAAGAGGAAAAGGCUGAAUGUUUUGUAGAUUAUGAUUCAGAGGAGAAUGAGGUUGAGGUUGUUAUGACCAAAACAGACAAGCUCAAGGCGGCGAAUGCUUUCUUGGAAAACGAAGCUGAACUGUCAGAAUCGGAAUGGGGCAGCGCAGACGAGGAUGAAAAAGAUCUCGAUCGGUACGAUAUAGAUCUAGCAGAUACGGAGAACUUUGACCAGGCUAAACUGCAAGAAGAACUGGAACGCAUUCACGCUCGACGAAUGCUGGAACAGGACAAAAAAGAAGUUAAGGUGCUGCAGGAUAUGUUCUUCGAAGACGAGGAGAAUGAUGGUGUUGGCCGCGAAAGGCAAUUCCGAUGGCGGAAUGUAGAAACUACUUUCAAUUUAGACUAUGAUAAGAAACAACCGGAUGAGGAAAAUGCAGACGAGGAUGGUGCCUGUAACAACGAGGAAGAAGAGAUACAGUGGCGAAAGCUUCGCCAUGAGCGAGAGAUGUUGUUGAAAGAUAAGCAACAGGAUUUAGAAGAGGUUACUUUUACAACGACUUUGCUGGACAAAUCGAUUGAUGAAGAGAAAAACUGCUCGGUUUCUACUACCAACAUAACUUUACUGGGGUCCAAAUCAAAAGUAACAAUACUACGAGGGAAAAAAAGCAGUGAACCGAACACUCCAAAAGAUUCGCCCUUUCUUAUCAGCAAAACGGAUCCUGUACAGGGUAGUAAAGCAUCCUUCCUGUGCCGCGAUAGUGCAACACUCAGCAAACUGGCCAGUUUGGUUAAGGUUCCAGAGAUCGAAGGAGCGAACACAGUUAACGCAGGAAAGGGGCGGAACUUUGUUUUUGCUGCCGUUAGUCCCGCGAUGGACAAAAUGGGAUCAAAACGUUCCCUGGAAUUAGAAACCGAUGAAUCGUCACUGAACAAUAAGAAAAUUAAAACUGGUUUUACAAAAGAGGAAGGAGUUGCGAAAAAACGAUUACUGCUUGGACAGUUGAUGUAGCGGAAAUAUAGGUAUACAAUUCAAAGAAGCAUAUUUUGGAUAAUGUGAAUCAUUUUGUUUCAACGCAGCAGAAUUCGAACAUAUUUUGAUUCUUUUAUCAGGUUUGAAAGUUGCGAACUGCUUUAAAAUCUUUAGAUUAUCCAGAAAGUUAAUUCUUAUUAUUAGGGCAACGUUAUCACUCUAAUUCUUGAAUACUUAUUUUUUGCUGAGAUGAUAUUUUCACAAUUCACUAAUAUACACAAGAAACCAAGAUGGUUAAUUAAUAGGGCUUGAAUAGUUUUACAUAUCAAAAUUUCUAUCAAUCUGCAGAAGCAGAAAUCUGUGCUUGUGGUCAUAUAAUUGUGGAACAUGUAUGUAUUAGCUUCUGAUGCAAGGGUAAGCUUCUGAUCAAGGGUAUUCCAAUCCGCAAACUAAUUCUGAACUAAUGGUGUCAAAAAACUCAAUGUGCGAAUUGGCGAAAAUUGCAGUUAAAAAUAUUUAGAAAACAUAGAAAGUGAGCUGUGCUUGUAAAAAGAUUGUCUUUCUAAUAAAGCCUAUUAUGUUAGUGACAUAGCUGUAUAA
Molecule: messenger RNA, 4668 nt
Organism: Wyeomyia smithii (pitcher-plant mosquito)
Lineage: Eukaryota; Metazoa; Arthropoda; Insecta; Diptera; Culicidae
Product: claspin-like
Exons: 6
Coding region: 166-4107 (1313 amino acids)
Biological process (GO): activation of protein kinase activity; mitotic DNA replication checkpoint signaling; mitotic G2 DNA damage checkpoint signaling
Molecular function (GO): anaphase-promoting complex binding
Source: RefSeq, a predicted model, not a curated record